AUGAAGGCCUUAGGCUGCUUUCUUUUCAUCUCCCUCCUACAAUUCUCUUCUUUUUCCUCUUUCUCUUCAGCUUUAACCGAUGCUGAGGCAUCUUAUAUUGCUCAUCGUCAGCUCUUAGCUCUUCCGGAGAAUGGUGAUCUUCCUGUUGACUUUGAAUUGGAGGUCAAUGUUAGUGUGACGUUUGCAAAUCCGAGGAUCAAGAGAGCUUACAUUGGCCUCCAGGCAUGGAAAAAAGCAAUGUACUCUGACCCUCUUAAUAUGACUGGCAAUUGGGUUGGAGCCAAUGUGUGUGCUUACCUGGGUGUCUUUUGUGCUCGGGCACUUGAUGACCCUAAAGUGAGUGUUGUUGCAGGCGUCGAUCUUAACCAUGGUGACAUUUCUGGCUACCUUCCUGUUGAGUUGGGGCUCUUGACUGACAUAAGUCUUUUCCACAUUAACUCUAACAGGUUUUGUGGGAUCAUCCCAAAGAGCUUCUCUAGGCUAAAACUUUUGCACGAGUUUGAUGUUAGCAACAAUCGAUUUGUUGGUUCAUUCCCAGAGGUUGUUAUAGGAUUACCAGUCCUCAAGUACCUUGACUUGAGGUUUAAUGAUUUCGAAGGGCCAUUGCCACCACAACUUUUCGACAAGGAGCUUGAUGCUUUGUUCUUGAAUGACAAUCGAUUUCAUUCCAACAUCCCUGAAAACCUUGGCAAUUCGCCAGUUUCAGUUGUGGUGGUGGCCAAUAACAAGUUGACUGGUUGCAUUCCAAAGAGCAUUGGCAGGAUGACAAACACAUUGGAGGAAUCAAUUUUCUCGAACAAUGAAUUCUCCGGUUGCUUGCCUGAAGAGAUUGGAUUGCUAUCAAGAACAACAGUGGUUGACAUGAGCAGCAACAAGUUCAUCGGGUCUUUGCCAAUAGAGCAUUUGUAG
This is a messenger RNA of Ilex paraguariensis (yerba mate), 909 nucleotides long. The record is from the annotation of a GenBank genome assembly. Lineage: Eukaryota; Viridiplantae; Streptophyta; Magnoliopsida; Aquifoliales; Aquifoliaceae.